Messenger RNA from Nerophis lumbriciformis (worm pipefish), 2261 nucleotides. RefSeq names its product golgi-associated PDZ and coiled-coil motif containing (gene gopc). Gene Ontology annotation, cellular component: trans-Golgi network transport vesicle; membrane; Golgi apparatus. The record is from RefSeq and is a predicted model, not a curated record. Lineage: Eukaryota; Metazoa; Chordata; Actinopteri; Syngnathiformes; Syngnathidae. Gene Ontology annotation, molecular function: transmembrane transporter binding. Gene Ontology annotation, biological process: negative regulation of protein localization to cell surface.
AGCCAGACAUAAGUAGUCGCUCGGUGGAAUCACUACAGCUGUGGCACUUCCUGGUCAGCAGUGACUUCCAUUAGAAAUAUUUCUUAUCGAAUGUUUCACUCGUUAACUAUCACACUAUAAGUCGGCGAGUUUACUGCUACAACACAAACAGGAUUCCUUGUCGUUUAAGUCAGCAAACGUUGGUUAGUUGCUGAGCUAACGUCAACGUUUGCUGCGUUGUCGCCAUGUCCGCCUCUGCCGGAUGCUCCCCGGCGGGCCACAGCUCGGCCCUCAGCCCGGGCAUGUCGGUGUUCCGCUGGCUGGAGGUGCUGGAGAAGGAGUUCGACAAGGCCUUCGUGGACGUGGACCUGCUGCUCGGGGAAAUAGACCCGGACCAGGUGGACAUUACGUACGAGGGCAGGCAGAAGAUGACCAGCCUGAGCUCCUGCUUCGCUCAGCUGUGCCACAAAGCCCAGACUGUUUUCCAACUGAACCACAAACUGGAGGCCCAGCUCAUAGACCUACGCUCUGAGCUGACUGAGGCUAAGGCAGAGCGGGUGGUGGUGGAGAGAGAAGUCCACGACCAGCUUCUGCAGCUUCACGCUCUCCAGCUGCAGCUCCAUGCCAAGCAAGGUCAAGAUCCAGAGUCUGACUCCAUCAAACAUCGACUGCCUGCCUGUACAUUGGAACAGAUGGAACAGGAGCUUGAGGCCAGCAAGAAGGAGAAAUUGUCUGAAGCGAGACUGGAGGCUGACGUUAGACUGUACAAGAAAGAAAAUGAGGCUCUUCGCCGUCACAUGGCUGUACUUCAGGCUGAAGUGUACGGUGCUCGACUUGCUGCCAAGUACUUGGACAAGGAACUGGCUGGCAGGGUGCAACAGAUCCAGUUACUGGGUCGUGAUAUGAAAGGGCCGGCACACGACAAGUUGUGGAACCAAUUGGAGGCUGAGAUCCACCUUCACCGCCACAAAACUGUCAUCCGAGCAUGCAGGGGGCGCAAUGAUCCAAAUAAACCACUUCCCUCGCCUAUCGGACAUGACCCAGACAUGCUGAAGAAAAGUCAAGGAGUGGGUCCUAUCAGGAAGGUGUCCCUAGUCAAAGAGGACCAUGAGGGUCUGGGGAUCUCCAUCACGGGGGGAAAGGAGCACGGUGUUCCUAUUCUCAUCUCAGAGAUCCACCCAGGGCAGCCUGCUGACAGAUGUGGUGGUUUGCAUGUUGGAGACGCCGUCUUGGCGGUUAACAGCAUUAACCUGAGAGACGCCAAACACAAGGAGGCUGUCACCAUUCUCUCCCAGCAGUCGGGGCAAAUAGAGUUCGAAGUGGUGUACGUAGCUCCAGAGGUAGACAGCGAUGACGAGAACGUGGAGUAUGAAGAUGACAACGGCCAUCGCUACAGACUCUACCUGGAUGAGCUGGAGGAGAACGACAAUGGUGGCUCAGCAUCGUUACAAGCCGCUCUGGAGAAGAUGUCAGUGAACAAGAGUGCAGAGAACGGCGAUGCAGGACUCUGCAGUGAGACGCCGUCAGAGGAAACUCCCUCCAAGCCUCCCGACGCUCAGACCUCCUCGUAGAAGACGACCGAGUGCGCAGCAUGCAGAAGUUUUAUUGUGCAAAUUCAAGUACUGAAUCCACACGCAGAAGCAGUAUGUCGUCCCUCCUUAACGGGGACAUUAAAGGGUUUGCACGGGCUUGGACAGGAAGUUUACUUAGCGCAGGGUCUUGAUUGUCUGGCAUGGUUAGUGUGCUAACGACCUGGCAAAGAGACCACAUGGUCGUACUCACACUCGUACUGGGAUGGACUCGGGCGCCAUACCCCUCCCCUCCGGGCCCCCGCUGGCCACCAGUCACACUGAUCAUCAUGAGCCAUCUCUUCUAUUCUGCUCUUUUACUUCUCUGACUUUAGGGGUUGUUUGCAGUCUUACUUGGAGUCGCCCCAAUAAUUGGUUGUGUGCUAGGUUCCCAUGAGCUACUUGUGAGGGAAGCAAUUGGAUCAUUGAAAUAACACCUCUUUUUUAAACACUUAAGUGUGCUGCAGAUUUGACUUUAGGGUAUUUUUAAGCCUCCGUAUUCCAUUUCUAUGAUAGAUUGUGUUGGUUAUUAUUAAUCAUCUACAGGGAGUGGUUUUGUUAGUCACUACUUUGCGCGGACUACAGUGGAACUGUACUCUGGUAGAGUGGAAUGUUUGUUGGGUCAGGAAAAAACACGGAGGCUAUUUCAUCCUGAAAAGCCUGUUUCGCAGGGGAGAAGAGCAGGGAAACCUGCAAAACAGGCUUGUAGGGAUG